This is a messenger RNA of Sorghum bicolor (sorghum), 1470 nucleotides long. RefSeq names its product NDR1/HIN1-like protein 13. The record is from RefSeq and is a predicted model, not a curated record. Gene Ontology annotation, cellular component: plasma membrane. NCBI's taxonomy places the organism in Eukaryota, Viridiplantae, Streptophyta, Magnoliopsida, Poales, Poaceae. Bases 274 to 1188 code for a protein of 304 amino acids. The transcript has a single exon.
ACCGUUUCCCUCGUGUCCUUUUCUUUCUUCCUGCCUUCUUUUCUUCUUCCUCGUCGUCGUCGUCGGACGCGGCCUCCAUUGCUCGAUCGCCCUCACGCCUCCAUAAAACGACGAGCGCAACGUUCACUCCCACGCCAUUUUCGCCUAGCUCGGCUCAGCUCAGUCAGCGAGAGGAGAGAGAGCUCACAACCACCCUGCUGCACCUCCACCGUACCUUCACCGCCGCAUCACCGGCGGCCCUUCCUCCCGUUCCACUUCCACUACCGCCGUACCAUGGCCGACCGCGUCCACCCGGCGCCUCCUCCACCUCCACCACCGGCGCUGAUCUCCUCCUCCUCCCCACCUCAUCAGCAGCAGCCACACGACCAGCACGCCGGUGCCGCCGGCGCGGUGCCCCCGCCGCCGGCGCCGACGACGGACACAACCCCACUACAGCAGCACCCGUCCUUCGCCCGCCCGGCGGCGCCCCCACCGGGGACCUACAUCGUGCAAGUCCCCAAGGACCAGGUGCUCCGCGUCCCACCGCCAGACCGCGCGCGCCGGUACAAGAAGCUCUCCUCCCGCCCGGCGCGGCGCCGCGCGCUGCGCCGCGCCUGCUGCUGCGCCAUCGCCAUCGUCCUCCUGCUCGUCGCCCUCGCCGCCGCGUUCGUCGGCGCCGUCUACCUCAUCUACCGCCCGCGCGCGCCGUCUUUCUCCGUCGCGUCCCUCUCCAUCCACGGCCUCAACACCACCUCCCUCUCCUCCUCCCUGUCCCCGCGGCUCGACGCCGUCGUGCGCGCGGACAACGCGCGGAACAAGAAGGUCGGCAUCGAGUACCGCGGCGGCGGGGAGGUCGCGGUGUCCUACGACUCCGGCGGCAGCGGCGCGAGGCUCGCGGCGGGCGCGUGGCCGGCGUUCCGGCAGCCGCCGAGGAACGUGACGGCGUUCGCGGUGUCCAUGACGGGCAACGGCGUGCGGCUCACGGAGGACCAGGCGAAGCGGAUCGCCACCGAGCAGGCCGCCGGCGCCGUGCCGCUGCAGGUGGAGGCCACGCUCCACGUCAGGCUCCGGUUCGGCGGCGUGCUCCGGACAUGGACCGUCGACGUCAGGGCAAGGUGUGAUGUGGCUGUUGAUAGGCUCGACGGCGACGCCGUCGCUGUUAAUAGAGGGUGCAAGGUCAAGGUCAGGCCACUCUGGUGGUGGUGGUGAUUUCAGUGGUGGUCGUCGCCGCCGCCGCUCGCCGGCUGUCGUGGAGACAUGGGUUGAGGUUGACGACGCCGGCUGGACACGAUCCAACACGGCUAGUGAUCAGUUACUGCUUCUGCUGCACUUACUGGCAUUGAGCAAGGUUGUUACUGUUUACUGCUAGAGUAUUUACUAAAUUACUACUACUGUAGUUACUUGCCUGUGAAGAUAAAUUGAUUUAUAGGGAAUUUUUGGGUGUAUUUAAUUUGGAUUUCAUGUUAAUGCAUACAGUAAUUCAGUGGAGUA